Messenger RNA from Xenia sp. Carnegie-2017, 606 nucleotides. Its product is annotated as enoyl-[acyl-carrier-protein] reductase, mitochondrial-like. Gene Ontology annotation, molecular function: trans-2-enoyl-CoA reductase (NADPH) activity. Gene Ontology annotation, cellular component: mitochondrion. Lineage: Eukaryota; Metazoa; Cnidaria; Anthozoa; Malacalcyonacea; Xeniidae. Bases 1 to 606 code for a protein of 201 amino acids. The record is from RefSeq and is a predicted model, not a curated record. The transcript has 4 exons. Gene Ontology annotation, biological process: fatty acid metabolic process.
AUGGUGCUGCUUACGACCAUUGCAGACUGGGCGAAGCAACGCGUUCUCUUCAGGUUUCUGACUUUAAGCAAAGCUGUAAAAUUGUCGAUGACAUUUUCGAUCACGUCUGAAAGUAUACCUCGGUCUUCUAAAGCUUUAGUUUAUUCAGAAUAUGGCGACCCAAGUAAGGUUAUCAGUAUACAAGAUAAUCCUCUACCAGAAUUCAACAGAGAAAGUGUUUUUCUAAAAUUGUUGGCUUCACCUGUCAAUCCAGCUGAUUUGAAUGUGCUUCAAGGAUUGUAUCCCAUUAAACCUUCCCUCCCUGCAGUUGGUGGUAACGAGGGUGUCGGCGAAGUGUUGGCAGUUGGUGAUGAUGUGAAGUCUGUCCGUGUUGGAGACUGGGUAUUAAUGGGAAAUGCAGGACUUGAUAGUUGGAUGGAGAUGAAGGUAUUGAAAGAGGAUGAUUGCGUCAAAAUUCCAGUAAAGAAUGGUCUUUCUAUGAAAGAUGCAGUCAUGUUGUCCAUAAAUCCCUGUACAGCUUACAAAAUGUUGAAAGACUUUCAACCAUUGCAAGAAGGUGUAUGUCUGAAAUCUCUUUCACAAUAUCUCCAACUGCAUGGCUUUUAA